UCCCUCACCUCGGAACAAUCAAAAUCUUAGCCUCACAUUGGCAGGACCGAUUUUCUCUCUCCCAGAUAGACAACGCUGCCAUGGCAAUAAAGUGUGAGGCAGAUUUGAUAUUGUGUUUUGAAAAUCAUUGAUUUACUGGGCUAGUGAUGGAUCUCAACGCUCUUUUCAAGGGUAGAUUUUGUUGCUUUCUCAAGGACCCACUUGAAGAGGCUGAGACUUGGGGAGAGUCUGUGGACAAACUCCUGUGUAGUAAACCUGGGCAGGCAGCUUUCCGACAAUUCCUGAAGUCAGAGUAUAGUGAGGAGAAUAUCCUGUUUUGGCUGGCCUGUGAGGACUACAAGAAGAUCAAGUCUCUUCCAGAGAUGAUCUCCUCUGCUAACAGGAUCUACUCUGAGUUUGUGGAAUGUGAAGCACCCAGACAGAUCAACAUUGAUUGUGGGACCAGAGAAAAUAUCACCAAGAACAUCUCCCAGCCGAGCCUGACGUCCUUUGACGCGGCUCAGAAGCUGAUCUACAGUCUGAUGUCCAGGGAUUGUUACCCACGAUUCCUCAAGUCAGACAUCUACCAGGAUUUGCUUAGGAGAGCAGAUGCAAGGUGACUCUCUUAAAUGACAAACGCUCUAAGUGUUUCUCAACGUUUUAUGUACCACACACAAGCUAUAGUCCCUCCAUCCAUGGAGGACCACUUUGAUUAAAGGGAUGGUUUUAUUUAUUUUUUACCUUAUUUUCGACUUACCUAGGGUGUUGUUACCUAGGGUUUAGUUUAGCAAUAUCCAGAAUCUCCUGGCUAGACUGUUUUUAAAUGUAGCAAUGCAUGUGGAAAUGGAUUGUAUCGUUCCUUAAAAUAAGCACCUGAGAACUGACUAAAUGGCUGCCAGCUCACCAUUUAACCAGGAACUGGUCAAGAACAACCCAGAAGUUGAGAAACACAUUCUUUCAACUCUUUCAUCUACGCUAUGCUUACCAUGUUAUUGCAAUCCAUGUCCAAACAAUAUCAGAUAUAUAUUUUCUUUAACCGGUGACUACAUUUAAUGGCCUAGUGGUUAGAGCAUUGGACUAGUAACCGAAAGGUUGCAAGUUCAAAUCCCUGAGCUGACAAGGUACAAAUCUGUCGUUCUGCCCCUGAACAGGCAGUUAACCCACUGUUCCUAGGCCGUCAUUGAAAAUAAGAAUUUGUUCUUAACUGACUUGCCUAGUAAAAUAAAGGUCAAAUAAAAAAAUUAAAUUAAAUAUAGUAUAAUGUGUGCAAUGUUGUUGUAUUUAACUAAGUUAUUUGUAGAGACUAAAAUGCCAAAAUGUUGCCCCUUUGACUAUAAAUUAGAUGAUGAAUAAGUUCUUAAUUUGUAUCAAUAGUAUUAUCACUUCUGUAUGUAAUCGGAUACCGUCUGAAAUUGAAAUUAAAAUGAUCCGAAUGAAUCAAA
Messenger RNA from Oncorhynchus keta (chum salmon), 1421 nucleotides. Its product is annotated as regulator of G-protein signaling 21-like. The record is from RefSeq and is a predicted model, not a curated record. NCBI's taxonomy places the organism in Eukaryota, Metazoa, Chordata, Actinopteri, Salmoniformes, Salmonidae. The transcript is spliced from 4 exons. The coding region runs from base 147 to 599 and encodes 150 amino acids.